Periconia digitata is the source of this 796-nucleotide messenger RNA. NCBI's taxonomy places the organism in Eukaryota, Fungi, Ascomycota, Dothideomycetes, Pleosporales, Periconiaceae. The record is from the annotation of a GenBank genome assembly.
CUACACCUUUUGUUGUUUGAGAGGGCCACUUUGUCUUUGUCUUCCUAACCUUUUCCUUACGACAACGUCUGUCGCGCAUUGCGUACCGUACGGUACUCACACCAUUCAAGAUGCCGACCAUGUGGCUUACGGAUACCCAAAAAAUUGGGGUGGCUUUCUGCUCAGGGGGUGGUUUCUUCCUUCUGGGAGGCGUCAUGAUGUUUUUUGAUCGCGCAAUGCUGGCAAUGGGAAACAUCCUCUUCCUGAUCGGUCUCACCCUCAUCAUCGGCGCCCAAAAAACACUCACCUUCUUCGCACGACGCCAAAAAUGGAAAGGCACCGCAGCCUUCGCGGCAGGCAUAACUCUGAUUCUGCUCCGUUGGGCCUUCUUUGGGUUUUUGAUCGAAUUAUACGGUAUCCUAGUGCUGUUUGGAGACUUCUUCGCUACGAUAGCUGGGUUCGUGGGGAACGUGCCGGUUGUUGGGCCGUAUAUUGCGAGAGGACUGGAGAGGAUCGGUGCGGGGAGUGGUGGAAGUGGGGCAGAGGCCGCUGUUUGAUUUCCCCUUUUAUUCGUCUUCUCAAGGGGAGGAGGGCUGUGUAUUUUGGUGUGAAGAGGUGGAAAGAACAAGGCCGUGUUGGGAUGGGAUAUAAGAUGCGGUGGGAGGUGUUCUCUGGAGUUUCAUUGUGGGUUGGAAAAGUUCUCUGGAUACCGUUUCCACAAACACGGGGGGAUAUUACUAUUCUCGUUCCCAGAUUACAUUGCCAUUUUUGGUUGGUGUUGUAUAUACCACACAUCAACAUCUCCUAUCAGACGCAU